AUGGACUCUCCGUCCGGCGCCACAUUGGCGCCCCCAGCAGUUGCCUCUUUGAGGGCACAACAAACAACUGCCAUGGAGAGGUCCUUGAGUCAGGACAUUAGGGAAGAACGUGAGGAGCUUCGCGAAGCCGCGGAACAGACUCUCAAUACAAUCGUCGACCUCAAUUUCGAUGGAACUAUUAAAUGGGUCAGCCCUUCCUGGACCGACGUCGUGGGCACUCAGUUUGAGACUGUCAAUGGCGCACAUAUCUCAGAAUUGAUAGUCAGCGACAACAAGAACGUCUUUUUCGAAGCUGUCGAAUCUAUGAAGAAGGAUGACUCUCGAAGUCAUCGAGUACGAUUUACAGUCCAACUGGGACCCCUUUCGAAGCUAUUACCUAUUGACGACCUUGAACAUGAUCCCGAAGACCAGCCGUUCCAUGUCGUGGACCUCGAAGCUCAGGGAAUUAUGGUCUAUGAUAGUGUUUCGGGUGGUGAGAGCCAUACAAUGUGGAUGAUCCGUCCCUGGGUUGCUCCACGAGAGAUCAAGAUCGACCUACCCAACGUUAUUGUCGAUUCGCUAGGCUCAGGUGCUGAAGUUUUGGCGAGUUAUUUGACCCAACUCGCCGAGAGCGGGCUCGACGAUCCUGAACAAUUAGAACCUCCACCGCCUGUCCUCUGCCGGAUUUGCGAACGCCAAAUUCCUCGCUGGUGGUUUGAGAAACACACUGAUUUAUGUCUUCAAGAACAUCGGGCUGAGAUGGACGUCCAGAUGGCCCAAGAAAACCUGACUGAACAUCGACAUUCGAUCGUCAAGGUCCUCGAUGCCCUGGAGGCCCGUAAGAGCCGGUCUCUAGCCGGUGAUCAAACCCCUGUACCCGUUGCUGAGUACAAAGGCUUGCCAAUUGGACCACCGCCGUCAACACAGUCAUCUCCUGGUAGCUCACUACCCCGAUCUCGGGAACGCUCUGGAGGAUUUGGGCAUACUAGGGCACGCUCGUUCGCUAUUCGUCGACCGCAAGCUCGAAUCGUAGAGUUACUGAUGGAUCUUUGUGACACUGCCAUUGAGGUCAGCACACCUGCCAUAAAGGAGUCCACAACACAACAAAACAAUGGCGAAUUUAGAACGCAAUCGCCGCAGUCUGAAUCACGCAUAUCACAGGUUCUACAAUGGCAGUCGCCAAGCACAAACACACUUGAACAAGAACAAGGCUUGGCUCUACUGUGUGCUGAUACAGAAAAGGUUGCCAGAACCAAAGUCGACGCCGUUUUUCGCCACAGGAAGAUUAUUGAAUAUGCUGAGCGUAUCCGUAUCGAGCUCGCAUGCCUUGUUCAGGACUGCAUUGACGAGGCGUUGAGGAAGGCAGCUCGCAUAGCCAAUGGCGAGCUGACCGACUCAACUGAAGAAGGAAGACUGAACUCUGAAUACGAGCAGUGCGAUUCAUGCGACGAGGCUGUGGAAGCAGAUGAAGAUAUUCCUGCAGAACCGUUGGCGCCCGAGCCUCAGCAAUUCGAACAACGGGAUAGCGAAAGCUUGGCGGGACCCCUCAACAGUCCAUCCGUGUUGGCCACGGCUCUUCGUCAAAUGAGUCUGUCCGAAAACCGGGAUCGAUCUCGACCAACCUCCUUUGUGGCUUCUACUAGAUCUAGCAGUCCAAAGGAGUGCCCAACACCUCGAUCGCAUUUUGGUGGGCAGAGCAAUCUGGGAUUUCAAGCUCGUGAUACCCGUAGAGACUCCAUCUACAUGGAAGGGGAUUUCCUGGAUAGCGAAGGCAGCUUUAGGUCGUCUUCAGUUACGUCUCGCAAUGCCCCCAGGACUGAGUCGCCCAUCUCAGAAUUUGGCGAUCUUCGGCGUGCUGCUAGUACAAGGAGACGUCACCGAAGAAGUCUCAUCUUGCCCGGUACUUCGUCCCCUCACCGUCAGGAGUCGCCUUCCCGCCCUGGGCAACCAUCUUCCCCUUUACGGAUCAAAGCCAGAGGGUUCCCACUGUCCCAGGAGGGUCUGGUGUCCCCAGAAGCAUCGCCCAUGCUUCCUGGUAGUGAUUUUAGCUCUCCUGCUACCCACAGCCACAGACACCAUCGUAGACAGUCGUCGGCAGCCAUAUCUGACUUUGUCAUGAAGCCGCCACCAUCCCCUCGCCUGGGCGCCAACCAAGCUCCUCCACAACAACGGCCGACCCAGCCAUCGAUCAAAGAUUUCGAGAUCAUUAAGCCUAUCAGCAAGGGUGCUUUCGGUAGUGUAUAUUUAUCAAAGAAAAAGUCCACAGGAGAAUACUUUGCAAUCAAAGUCCUUAAGAAAGCUGACAUGGUGGCCAAGAACCAAGUUGGCAACGUCAAGGCGGAGCGUGCCAUCAUGAUGUGGCAAGGAGAAAGUGAUUUUGUCGCCAAGCUUUACUGGACGUUCUCAAGCAAAGACUACCUCUAUCUUGUGAUGGAGUAUCUUAACGGCGGUGACUGCGCGUCUCUGAUCAAGGUUCUUGGAGGGCUUCCCGAGGAAUGGGUAAAGAAGUAUCUUGGCGAGGUCGUCUUGGGUGUCGAGCACCUUCAUAGUCGCGGCAUUAUCCAUCGCGACUUGAAACCAGAUAACCUUCUUAUUGAUCAAAAGGGUCACUUGAAGCUCACGGAUUUUGGUCUCUCGCGACUGGGAUUAGUUGGCCGACAGAAGCGCGCGUUGAACAGCGAGAUCUCGGACGGAACACCAGACCUACUCAAACAAGGUCCUUUUGCUCGAUCUGCAUCUAUUGCAUCUUCAAGAUCAGCAUCUCUCGAUUUGCAUGGCCAUACUCAGUCUCCCAGCCAGACACCUCAAAUGACCCCAGAGGUUGGCAGCUUAGCCCAACCGUCUUAUUUCAGCCUUGGUCAGGAACCUCGCCGAAUAUCAGGCACUCACCGAAGUGACAGCGGCGGUAGCGAGACGCUGGCCCGCAUGGUCACCAACUUUUCCUUGAAUGACGCUGAGACGGCAUCUCAAGCCAACAGUAUCAAGUCACCGCUAGAUGAGGAAGUGAUUGCACAGGGCUCACCAGAUCUGCCCAUGAGUGUUGGCUCAAGGAUGAGUAUGGAUAGCCAUGCCAGAAACUCUUUACCACUCUCCAAUAUGAUGCCUCCACCAAUGGCUCUGUUCAACCCUGAAGACACCAACCGGCGUUUUGUAGGGACACCCGACUAUCUGGCUCCGGAAACUAUCAAGGGCGACAAGCAAGAUGAGACAAGCGAUUGGUGGUCUGUUGGCUGCAUCCUCUUCGAAUUUCUCUACGGAAUCCCUCCCUUUCACGCUGGUGAGGCCGAGCAUGUUUUUGAGAAUAUUCUUGCACGGAAGAUACAAUGGCCAGAUGAGAAUGAAUGCGAACCGAUAUCCGAGGAAGCUAAAGAUUUGAUCAACAAGCUACUGUGCAUGGAGCCUCACCAGCGACUGGGCUCCAACCGGGAAGAUAAGUUCCCAUCUGGAGGCGACGAGAUUCGCAGCCACCCUUGGUUUCAGGAUGUCAAUUGGGACACACUUUUGGAAGACGAGGCUCAAUUUGUGCCACAACCCGAAAAUCCUGAAGACACAGAAUAUUUCGAUGCCAGAGGAGCCGUCCUGCAGUCGUUUGCUGAGGAAAUGGAAGACCAAGCGUCUCCUCAAUCUUCGGCAGCGGGUUCUGAAUAUGCCGAGCGACCACACGAUGCUCUUUCUCGGGUUCGGUCACAGGUCAAUUCCAUCAAUCGGAAACUCAUGCCAUUGCACAUCCCACCUCACGUCCGUGAUCUGAAAUCGAGACGUCUGAGCGAGCCCGUCGCGAUGGAUGAUUUUGGCUCCUUCUCGUUCAAAAACCUUCCUGUGCUGGAGAAGGCUAACAAGGACGUGAUUCAAAAGUUAAGAGCUGAGGCGCUGGCUGCGCAGAGCAAAGGAACCUCCACCAGCCCUGGAGCGGUGAGCAGCGUUGUGUCACCGGGACCAUCUCUCGAAGGCAGUCCUGUCUUAUCCAACCCUGUUUCUCGAACUAUUUCCAAUGCUAAAGCGACGAACCGAGCACAGUCGCCCUCUGGUUUUGGUCAUGUGAGCGCAUCCCCUAACCGGGCCUCUCAGCCUUCGUCGCCACUACUUGUGUCAUUUGUUGCGGGGCAAGGAGCCGAAGGCCGACGGAAGGCAUCAAGUAACUCGUCCAGCCUGUCGCAUCAAUCAACCGCUGCGACUCUGCAGCCAAGUUCAGCAUUUGAGAUACCCAAGGUGCCGCCGAGCCUACAAAAGGCCGCCACCACAGUCGCGGCAUCGUCUCCUGUGCAGACUCGCAGCGCAGCCCCACCUCCAUUGUCUUUGUCGCCUCAGAAGACUAUAUCGACUCCAAGACAGUCGAGCAAUUCAUCCGCAGGACGUUCAAGGUCGCUCACUGUGGGUUCACAGUCUCAAGAUGGCAGCCCUGUUGCUUCUGACAUAAUGCAUCAUCAUCGGAACAGGAGAAGUCAAGUCUUUGAUAUGUCUCCAUCUUCGUCAGAUAAUGAAGGCGAGAAGCAUAACGCCCUUCUCCGAGUGCAGAGGCGCAGGCAGAGCUCAAGACGACUUUCACAGAUUGCUUUUGAUGAAGGACCUACUUUCCGACCAUUGGACGUGCUGAUAUGUGAGGAUCACCCAGUAUCUCGUAUGGUCAUGGAAAAACUGCUCGAGAAGUUGAGAUGUCGAACUAUUUCUGUGCCGAAUGGAUCGGAAGCUGUUCGGUAUUCAAUGAGUGAAAUCAAGUUUGAUGUCAUUUUCCUUGAAUAUCAGCUUCCUCAGAUCAACGGCGCUGACGUAGCACGGAUGAUCCGCGAGACCAAGAAUGCCAAUUCUCACACGCCCAUCGUGGCGAUCACGGCUUACCUGAAGGAGCUCCAAGCACCACAUUACUUCGACUCGCUGAUCGAGAAGCCAAUCAGUUCCUCCAAGCUCACUGAAGUCCUGCAAGGCCUGUGUCGAUGGCGACCUGAAUCACCAGGGCACCCAUCGGGUAUGCCACGGCCGGUUCCAUUGGGAAUUCGCAAGGCUAAUUCUCGCCUUGAAGAUAGCCCUACAUCGGGCUCGUCCAUUUUUGCUGGCCGCUUGGGAGCCGCGAUGAUGUCCAGCCGCGAAGAUUCGAUUACGUCGUCUUUGUUUGGUGAUUCGGAGUCAGUGACGACCGAAGAGUUACCGGUCGUCGUAAGCCGCAAGGGCACAAACGAAUGGGACGAAGGGGGCUUGAAUAUUACUGAAAAUAACGAUGCCCAUGAGCCUACAAAAAAGACGAUUCCUCAACUUGUGGCCCAGCAGUCCGCCCCAGCCCAGAUGGAACACCGCCCCCGAGGCAAUGACAAGGUGAAAGUGAAGCGUGAAGGCUCUGAACAAAGAAUGUUGGAAGGCACUGAAUCGGCUGAUGACGAGGAUGAAGAGCUGGGAGGUGGCAGAGAGAAACAUCAUGAACAUCAUGGCCGCAAUAGCCAGCAGAUGCUGAGUAAAGCCAGUCUACCCAGCUCCAAGCUCGGCAUAGAGAUGAUGCGAGCGAACAGUCACGACAGCUUGACGGUGGGCUCAGAGAGCACGCCUGAAGCUGUAACCCAAGUUGUGACGACACCGUCGAAGGAGAUGGAAACGGGAAUCCUGGAUGGUGAAAUUGUCACCGAAACUACAGCACGUACACCUCCUGAUUCAGAGACGAAAGUUGAGGAUAUUACACCCAAAACCGACAAGGAUGGAACUGGCAGCGUAGAUGCAACGCCCCGCCCCCCGGUCGUUGCGAGAGAUGGUGAUUGCGGUGAAGACGAGGAAGCAACACCAAGACCGAUCGGGAAAUAA
Fusarium venenatum is the source of this 5763-nucleotide messenger RNA. RefSeq lists its product as uncharacterized. Gene Ontology annotation, molecular function: protein serine/threonine kinase activity; ATP binding. Gene Ontology annotation, cellular component: nucleus; cytoplasm. Gene Ontology annotation, biological process: peptidyl-serine phosphorylation; phosphorelay signal transduction system. NCBI's taxonomy places the organism in Eukaryota, Fungi, Ascomycota, Sordariomycetes, Hypocreales, Nectriaceae. The record is from RefSeq and is a predicted model, not a curated record.